Molecule: messenger RNA, 2812 nt
Organism: Brassica rapa (field mustard)
Lineage: Eukaryota; Viridiplantae; Streptophyta; Magnoliopsida; Brassicales; Brassicaceae
Source: RefSeq, a predicted model, not a curated record
GCAAAUUGUUGUGUGAAGGAAUCAAUAUCUCGACAUAAGCCAAGAGGCAGAUCUUGUGCCACUCCACCUGGUCGUAUGAAACUGGCAUGCAUCCUGGCUCCCGAGACUCUUUCAUAGAAUUCCAACAAUUUCUCCCGCUCCUCAAAAGCCCACAGGAACGGAGUUAAUGCUCCCACAUCCAUAGCAUGAGUAGUUAAAGCAAGUGAAUGAUUUGAAAUUCGAUUUAUUUCACGGAAUAACACUCGUAUAUAUUGAGCUCGUAAUGGUACCUCGCAAUUCAAAAGUUUCUCUACAGCUGAAGAAUGAGCGUGUUCUUGGGCCAUCAUAGAAACAUAGAUAGGGUCGAAAACGGAACGAAAAACGAAACUUUACGACAGCUUUUUCGUACACGUUCACUUGCAUCACAUACACAAGUGCUCUCUGAACCGUGCAAUAAGCUUUUUAGGUUAUGCAAUAGAAGGGAGGCAACGCUCUGGGCUUGCAGAAAUGAAUGGAUCAGAAAGAGGGGGGCUGGAUUCAAUUUCCAGGCCGGGCGGGAGGUGAAGACCAUAAGAGAAGAUUGCCCUCCCGGCAAGGCUUCUCAAAGCAGAGGAGGAAGGGUGGGCAGAAGGUACCACGAGCCCUCUGUCCCACACAUCUAUCCAGAAGCAAGUGUAGUUCACCGGUUCCACCGAAUGCUCCUAUCUCUCGGCAAAGAUUGUGUGAGUGUGCAGUUAUGCUUCGGAUGCUUCGCAAUAGAUCGACCCAGUUCCCGUUCUUUUCCGGUGCACUCGCUUUAUAUCUCCGAUACACAGGGAAGGACGCGGUGGGAAGGGGUUCUUCGCCCUAGCCUCUGUCCGGCCGAUCAUUCCGCUGGCAUCUUGCAUUCACGCCUCCGUUUGACUGCCGCUCGGGGAUGUAGUUGUAGAUACGUUAGUCAACGUGGGUCGUUGGCUCCACCUGUUCUCUCCUUCUACGACAUGCUGUUGUUGUCGCCAUAUUCCAUAUGUCACUUAGUCAUCUCUGCCUCGCUGCGGGUCAGCACCUCCGAAAGAAACGGAGGACUUCAUUCAGUGACUCCGCGAUCGCCCUCUGAACGAUCAGAAUAAGGUAAAGCUUGAAGAUAAGUUUUGUACUCUAUUAAUUUCUCAGUCCCUCUAGUCGGGUGGGCGCCGGCCGGUCUUUCGGCCAGAUCCCCCUAAAAACCGUACGUGCGGGUCUCCCCGCAUGCGGCUCACGCCAUUCGAGGUGGCCCAGCCCAGCAUUCAUUCGCAAAUCCUGUAGUGAAAUUGAGACUGCUCGACCUCGGAAGCUAAUUCGCGUGUAGGCAGCGCUGUCUGUCGUAUGGUUGACUUUAUCAUCUAUUCAUUGAAUAAUUGACUUUCUUACAUUUUAUAUAUAGGCUCGCUCCCUAUUUUUCCAAGAAUUCAUUCACUUCCCUUAACUUCAUAGGGCUUUCUAUAAGAGGGGUUCCUCCUUCCAUUUCCGUCAAAUGACCCGGCCUCCCCUGGCUCUUCCACCGUCCGGGAUCCCUUUCCCCCUAUGCUCACCCGGCGCAGGCCUACCACGCUUCGCGCCUGCGGCGUUUUCGCCAGACGGUCUUUGCCUGUAGUGCCAUCCUCCCCGCUGGCUGUAUGGGAAUUUCUCUCCUCUCCUUUCAGUCGAGUUGCUAAAGCCCCUCGACGCUGCCUUCUGUUAGGCUAUAGAUUACAGGAACAAAUGUAGUUGAAUGAGACAGCAGGCGGGUUACACGUUCCACUACGCCGAGAUGUGAGGUGCAGGUGAUGAUGAUCACCCCGGGGUAUGCGCUAGCGCCCUUGACAGGCACUCCAGGACCCGCCAACGCUCAUGAAACCCGGGUCGGGCGGUCCUCCAUUCAUCCGACCAGAGGUGUGGAUAACGAGGCCACCUUCACAACCUUCUCCCCUCUGUCCCUAUGUUGUAGUAAGGUAGGGCGGUUCGCUUGAGUUGCUCAACCGCCCUCUCUAGACAAGUGCUCGAGUCAUGCUUACGCCCUCUCCUUUCAGUCGAGUGACUUCGCCCCUUAGCCCGGUGCUCAUGACCCGCUACGGAACCUCCACCGUGCCGGGGGACCAAGCAGGGCAUAGCUAGCGGCAUAGGAGCCGACUCGGCGUCAGCGGCUUCGUGCCGCACUGGAGUGAUCCAAUAUGUGGUUCCGCACGUUCCACCACUUCUCCGUUCAUUUCCAAUACUAAUCGUGAAACACCAUGAGCAGCAGGAUGUUGAGGUCCAAAAUUCGAAGUAAAAUUUUUGAUUUGCCUUUUCCUAGUCGUCAUGGGAAAGAAAGGCAGAAAUCUGAAAGAGAUGAUUCCCUGAGAUCUUGUCCAAUACCACUUGUACCAGAAAUGCAUCUCCUUCGACGACCCUUCCACCCUAGUCCCCCUCCCCUUACGCUUGCUUGGACCCCGCCCCACCAGCUUUUUUUUACACAGGACUACUACUUUACAAUCUAAUUUGAUUGAAAGCUCUCAAUCAAAUUAGAGAUCUCCCGCCAUAUUGGACUUUUUGUUUUUCCAAUACAGUCGAGGACUCUUUUAAGAUGACUUAAACGGCUCCCAUUUGAGGGGAAGCUGUUCAGAUCCCCGAAGUAGGCUUAAAUACCUAUGUGAAUAUCGGAAUCUUCCUUUAUCCGAAGGCGCUAAAGCCCUCUUUAUAUAAAGAGAGGGCUUUAUCAACAAUGCUUUCUAUCUUUUUAGAGCAUAAGUUGAAAUGGCCUUCUGUUAACCGCCACUCCUUAGAUGAAAUCAUAUCCUUCAAAAUCUUCUUUUCAUUUUCUAUUUGCUGCUUGUCGAGAGUUUGGAAAAUCUCAUCU